Cynara cardunculus var. scolymus (artichoke) is the source of this 1164-nucleotide messenger RNA. Its product is annotated as peroxidase 51-like. Bases 34 to 1026 code for a protein of 330 amino acids. Lineage: Eukaryota; Viridiplantae; Streptophyta; Magnoliopsida; Asterales; Asteraceae. The transcript has 4 exons. Gene Ontology annotation, biological process: response to oxidative stress; hydrogen peroxide catabolic process. The record is from RefSeq and is a predicted model, not a curated record. Gene Ontology annotation, molecular function: heme binding; peroxidase activity.
UUCCAUCUCACAAUUACCAUACACGUCUUGAUCAUGGGUCGGAUCGCUGUUAUUCAAGUACUAGCUCUCUGCUCCAUUCUUCUCAUCUCCCUCCCAAACUUUGCUUCUGCUCAACUCAGACAGAAUUACUACGCAAACAUCUGCCCGAAUGUCGAAACGAUCGUUCGAAAUGCGGUCCGGGCUAAGGUUCAACAAACUUUCGUCACCAUUCCGGGAACUCUUCGGUUGUUCUUCCAUGAUUGCUUUGUGCAGGGGUGUGAUGCUUCGGUUAUGAUAGCAUCUAGUGGAUCCAACACGGCUGAGAAAGACCACCAGGAUAAUCUUUCGUUGGCUGGAGAUGGAUUUGAUACAGUUGUCAAAGCGAAAGCUGCGGUUGAUGCUGUUGCUAGUUGCAGAAAUAAGGUGUCGUGUGCCGAUAUUCUCACCAUGGCCACCCGAGAUGUCGUCAUGAUGGCUGGGGGACCAUCUUAUCCGGUGGAGCUAGGAAGAUUAGAUGGGCUGAGUUCAACGGCAGCUAGUGUGGGUGGGAAGCUGCCCAAGCCGAACUUGAAUUUGAAUCAGCUUAACGCCAUGUUUGCUGCUAAUGGCUUAACCCAAUCAGACAUGAUUGCUCUCUCAGGUGCACACACUCUCGGAUUUUCCCACUGUGACCAGUUUGCAAACAGGAUAUACAAUUUCAGCAAGCAGAACGCUGUGGAUCCGACUCUAAGCCCGAGCUACGCUACCCAAUUGCAGCAACAGUGUCCAAAGAAUGUUGACCCGAGGAUAGCUAUAAACAUGGACCCCAAUACACCAAGAACUUUUGACAAUGUGUACUUCAAGAAUCUGCAGCAAGGACAAGGACUGUUUACUUCUGAUCAGGUUCUCUUCACUGACUCGAGAUCAAAACCGACCGUGAACACAUGGGCAUCCAAUGCACAAGCUUUCAAUAACGCGUUCAUCACAGCUAUGACUAAACUAGGUCGGGUUGGGGUCAAGACAAGCAAAAAUGGGAAUAUCAGGCUAGAUUGCUCUAGGUUUAAUUGACCUUAAAUUCAAUUUAUUAUUACCGAGCAAAUUACAUGAAUUUUGAAUUAACAAUGAAAAUAUUUGGAAAAGCUAAUGGCUAAAGAAGAUGAUCAUAUCUCCUCUGUUAACAUAACGCUUUUUCCCAUUUGGUUCUCA